Molecule: messenger RNA, 500 nt
Organism: Candidula unifasciata
Lineage: Eukaryota; Metazoa; Mollusca; Gastropoda; Stylommatophora; Geomitridae
Source: the annotation of a GenBank genome assembly
AAAUUUCUGAGUUGCCAGCCCAAUCAGACAAUGAUGCAGAAGCAAACUCCAAGGACAGAAAUGCAGAGAACCAUAGCAUUACCCCACAGGGGGGAGGCAGCAGCAAACAUCAGUCGCAGUCUGCAGGAGACACAUCACCUGGGCAUGCUCAAGGCAGUGAAGACAAGAGCAUCAACGACCAGGACGUACAAAUACACAGCGUAGGUCUUAAAAAUGGACUACCACCACUCCAGAGCGACUCAUUCGUUCGUUUGAAAUCAGACACCGGUGUUGUACUCGAUAGAGAUUUCUACAAUAUUCCAGAAGGAGGAUUGCCUGACCGUCAUUCCAGUGUUGGUUUCAACUACCUGGACAUUCCUGAAGGAGGUGAACAUACCCCAGAAUUUGAACAUGCUGUCCAGUGGGGGCUGCCUUCUGAGAAAAAAGUGGUUCAGCAGCAGUCUGGUAGCGAGGCCUUGUGUGAGAAAGUUGUGUGUGAAAACAACGGCACCUGUGCUGUG